UGACUAACACUGCGUUGUUCUUUCCCUCCGCAGGACAUCGAGGCCCGUGUGACCACUCGCUCAGAUACCUGAGCUCGAGACUCAUGGAGCGGAAGCUGCAGGGCCCAUGGCUGCCCGCCGGCCGGGGGCACGUGGAGAGGCCAUGCCCGGGCCCCCGUGGCUCCCUGGUGCCCGUGUUCGGCCCCCAGCACGGCCUGCACUGCGUCCACGCCGAGAGCGGCGCCCCGAGGCCCCGGGUGGUGACGGUGGUGAAGCCGGGCGGGCACCCCCUGCGCAAGGUCACCCUGCUCCUCAACAGGCGCUCCGUGCAGACCUUCGAGCAGCUCCUGGCCGACGUGUCCGAGGCUCUGGGCUUCCCGCGGUGGAAGAGCGACCGCGUGCGGAAGCUGUUCAACCUCAAGGGCAGGGAGAUCCGCAGCGUCUCCGACUUCUUCCGGGAGGGGGACGCCUUCAUCGCCAUGGGCAAGGAGCCCUUGACCUUGAAGAACAUCCAGGCGGCCGUGGAAGAGCUGUACCCCGGCAGAGCCCGGGCCCUGACGCUGGGCCAGCAGAGCAGGGUCGCUUCUCCGAGGCUCAGGAGCAGGCUCUACAGCAAGACUCUGAAAGGGGGGCCCCCCUGUGCGGGGGAGGCCGAGCCGGCCAAGAGCUGCGGGGAGACCGCCGGGUCCAAGGCAGCCAUCGCCCGGCUGGGGAAGACCCCCCUGGAGCCGGGGCUGGAGGACGGGGCGAGGGCCCAGAAGACGUGGGUGAGGGGCACCCGGGAGCCCGAGCCCGGCGGCAAGCCCACCGUGGAGAGGCUCGCCAGCGGGGAGAAGCACCUGGGCGUGGAGAUCGAGAAGACCUCGGGGGAGAUCAUCCGGUGCGAGAAGUGCAAGCGGGAGCGGGAGCUCCGGCAGGGCCUGCAGAGGGAGAGGCUGUCCCUGGGCACCAGCCAGCUGGACCUGGGCAAGGGCCCGCGCCGCGACGUGGACAAGCUGGUGAGGACCAGGAGCUGCAGGAGGUCCCCCGAGACCCACCCUCCGGGCGGGGAGGACGGGUGGAAGGGUGAAGGCCACAGGAGCAGGCCCAGGAACCCCACUCAGGAGCCGAGACCCAGCAAGAACCCGGACAAGAAAGAGGAUACAGAUCCCAAAGGUCAGGAAGGUCAGCUGCGAGGAGCAGCCAAGGCUAAGAAGGACGUCACUGUGGCGGAAGCCCAGCCUGUCCGAGAGGAGGGGCCGAGGGAUGGGAAGAAAGACGCCAGGAGUAAGCACGGUGGCUGGAUCCUCAGGGAGCCCCAAGCCGACCCCGAGAAGCCCCCCAGGACCCGGGGGGAGGAGCAGGAGGCAGAGAAGGAGAAGAAGCCGCCCGUGUCAGGCGGGAGGAAGAUGCUUCCCAGAGAUGACCAGCCUGCCGGGGUAGAAAAGGAGCCCAGGAUGCGGGCAGAAGAGAGCAAGCCCGAGAGGCCAGGCGGCCGGAGGCGGCGGCCCGCGGGCAUCAUCUCGGCCAGCGUGGAGAAGCAGUACGAGCCGGGCCGGGCCAUCGGGGACGGCAACUUCGCCGUGGUGAAGGAGUGCCGGCACCGGGAGACCGGGCAGGCCUACGCCAUGAAGAUCAUCGACAAGGCCAAGCUCAAGGGCAAGGAGGACAUGGUGGACAGCGAGAUCUUGAUUAUCCAGAGCCUCUCUCACCCCAACAUAGUGAAGCUGCACGAAGUGUACGAGACGGACGCGGAGAUCUACCUGAUCAUGGAGUACGUGCAGGGCGGGGACCUGUUUGACGCCAUCAUCGAGCACGUGAAGUUCCCGGAGCGCGACGCCGCCCUCAUGCUCACGGACCUGUGCAAGGCCCUCGUGCACAUGCACGACAAGAACAUCGUGCACCGGGACCUCAAGCCGGAAAACCUGCUGGUUCAGAGGAAUGAGGACAAAUCGAUGACCUUGAAGCUGGCUGACUUUGGCCUUGCGAAGCACGUAGUGAGACCAGUGUUUACUGUGUGCGGGACCCCGACUUAUGUAGCGCCCGAAAUUCUUUCUGAGAAAGGUUACGGGCUGGAGGUGGACAUGUGGGCCGCCGGCGUGAUCCUCUAUAUCCUGCUGUGUGGCUUCCCCCCGUUCCGCAGCCUGGAGAGGGACCAGGACGAGCUCUUCGACAUCAUCCAGCUGGGCCACUUCGAGUUCCUGGCCCCUUACUGGGACAACAUCUCUGAGGCUGCCAAAGACCUGGUGAGCCGGUUGCUGGUGGUAGACCCCAAAAAGCGCUACACGGCCCACCAAGUCCUUAAGCACCCCUGGAUCGAAACCGCUGGAAAGACUAGCGCAGCCAACCCAGGGAAGGAGCGCAAGGAGGCGGCCCCUGGCAGCGAGGGCCACGUCCGGGGCCAGCAGGCGCGGGCUGCAGAGCAGGCCCCGUGGUCUCCGCCUCCGGCCCCUGUCCAGCCCUCGGUUCUGCUCAAGGACAGAGGAUAGACGUUUAGGAGAAACACAGUGCAAAGGGCGUCAUCUCCUAAUUAGAGAAUCAGGGGAGGGAGAGAUGCUCAGUAUAUUUUAAAAGAGAAACUUGAGUCUUAACGUUAAAUGUUGUAACGUAUUUUUAGAUUUGUAUAUUGGAAGCCUUUAAUACUAGUUUUUUUGUGUUUUUUGGGGGGGAGGGAGGGAGAAAGGGGAAGAGUUGUUACCAGUAUGAAGUUUUUGGUAAUAAUGAUGUGUUUUGUUUCCUCCUUGUCAUCAAGUUCAUGGUAUAUGACAUGAGUGGUGCUUCCCGGGGUCUCAGUGCCCCCUGUGAGAGUCAUAAGGUGAAUCGUAGUCUUUCUGUGUUAAUAAAUCGUGCUCUGAACACUGA
Pipistrellus kuhlii (Kuhl's pipistrelle) is the source of this 2820-nucleotide messenger RNA. It is a transcript of the gene DCLK3, whose product is annotated as doublecortin like kinase 3. Gene Ontology annotation, molecular function: protein kinase activity; ATP binding. The record is from RefSeq and is a predicted model, not a curated record. Gene Ontology annotation, biological process: intracellular signal transduction; protein phosphorylation. The transcript is spliced from 4 exons. NCBI's taxonomy places the organism in Eukaryota, Metazoa, Chordata, Mammalia, Chiroptera, Vespertilionidae. The coding region runs from base 84 to 2447 and encodes 787 amino acids.